This is a messenger RNA of Branchiostoma belcheri (Belcher's lancelet), 6358 nucleotides long. RefSeq lists its product as uncharacterized. Gene Ontology annotation, molecular function: protein binding; [protein-PII] uridylyltransferase activity. The record is from RefSeq and is a predicted model, not a curated record. Bases 483 to 6296 code for a protein of 1937 amino acids. The transcript has 19 exons. NCBI's taxonomy places the organism in Eukaryota, Metazoa, Chordata, Leptocardii, Amphioxiformes, Branchiostomatidae.
AAUUAGUUCUCCCUGACGAUAGUAAGUUACGUCAAGAAAGUCCUGGGUUACAUGUGCCUCUGGCAGCCACUAAAUAACAUGUCGUGGGAAGAAAGGAGUUAAGAUGCGUACUGCGUCAAUACCGCAAUUAAGAUAACAAAGGGCAUUGCUAUCAUGACAGAAGCUGCUGUUGUGGUGUAUUUUACUCUAGCUGAGACUGUGCUGAACGCACAUGGUGUUAUUCUGACUUCCUACAGAAUACACCAUGUGUACAUCACACCUUACUGCCGGAGAUUGGUAGAUUACAUGCAAAAUUUAAUUACCGGAGCUGUCAGUCAAAAAAUACUAUUUUCUAAAGUUUAUAUGAGGUCACAAUGGAGCCCAGGGAAACUACAAGGAUGGAUAUUUUGUUUUGUUCGUAUUUCCAACCUUUAAGUCAUAGAGAGCUCAUCUACUUAUAAGUUCUGUCAAGUGGAGAAAACUAUAAAGUUCCAGACCUGAAGAUGACUGUUGAGCCUCAAGGGCUUGGCCUUCUGAGCCAGUGUGGUGAAACAUACAGUCCCACAUAUGAAGACCACUACCAAGCAGGGCAAACUGCUCUGAAAGAGGGGGAGUUUGAUCGAGCCGAGAACCAUUUUGCCUCGGCCCUCAAACUUGUCCAUCAUCAGUUUUCUGACCCUCAGACAGUUUCAGCCCUCCAUGCAUUAGGUGACGUGUUCCUCGCACGAGUGAACAAUAUUCUUAGACUUCCAGCAACUAAAGGAAAGGAGGAUCCAAAACUCACAGAAAUCAAAGCAGCAAGUGUUGAGCAAGAGCAGGAAUGCUUGGAGGAUAAAGGAAAGCAAAUCAGAGGUCCAAACUUCCAAGAGCUGAGUCUGCCUGACCUGGAACAGGCAGGCACAUGGACAGUAAAUGCUGUCGCUCUCUACAACUCUGCCAUCGUACGAUCAAAACAAGAGGAGGAAGUUAAGGAAAUACAGACCAGCAUCAGAAAUAUUGAAGAGCUUUUCCUUCAGUGCCUUGUAGGAGGACAGAAAGAGACACAAGAUAGUCCCAGAUUGAGUCUUUUUGAUCCCAAGGCAAAACUGCUACAGAUCAGGGAAGAAUGUCAAAAGAAGCUUGACGAUCUUGAUGCCAUCCCCUACAACAUGGAGCAUGAACUGGACAGGGCUGAGGCCGUCAGGGGUAUCUACAAACAGGUUGCAGCUGACAUCACAGGUCUCAUCUCGUCAAUGGUGGAAGCAUCAGUCCAAGACCUUGGAGAGGCUCCGUGCAGAUUUGCCGUCAUCGGUCUGGGGUCGCUGGCCCGGGAAGAGACCACGCCUUACUCCGACUUUGAGUUCGCCAUCUUGCUGGAGGAGGGAGGAGACAGCAGGGAGAACCGCCAGUACUUCAGGAACCUCACAAGACUUCUGCACUUGAAGGUGAUUGAUCUUGGUGAAACUAUCCUCCCAGCCGUUGCCAUCAAAUCUUUAAAUGACUUUUAUUCAGGUGGCCCAGAAAGUGACUGGUUCUACGACACUGGACCCCGAGGCUUUGCCUUUGAUGGGGCCAUGCCGGGUGCUUCGAAAACACCACUCGGUCGACCAGAAUUUCAUGGCAAACCAGAGCUUGAGCUGAUUAGAACCCCACACAACAUGGCAAUUCUGCAGACCACAGCUUCUGCAGAAACAUACGGCUUCCACAUAGACGAGGUGCUGCGAACUGUGGCACAUGUGGCUGGAGACAGGAAGCUGGUUGAAGAGUAUGAAGUGUUAGUACAGCAAACUCUGCACACCGAGAAUCCUUCAGCGCACCACAAACCGGCUUCAGAGAUCAGUUCAAAGGAAGAAGAAUCUGCAAGUGUAGGAUCCCAAACUUCUGAUGCACAUCUAGAGGGUCAGACGUUAGGUUGUGAAAGAGCCAUGGCCUUUUUAAAGGAGAUUCUCCAGUCUUUCAAGACUACCCUAAAAGAGGAUGAGGACGGAAAACUUUUCCAGGUGAAGAAGGAAAUCUACCGUCUCCUCAGUAUGGUUGUCAGUGGCCUGGGACUUUUCUAUGCUCUGGAGGCAAACACAGCCUGGGACAUCAUUGAGGAAAUGGCUGACAAGGGUCUCCUCUCCAAGGUGGCAUCACAGAACCUUAAGGUGGCAGUCAGUAUUGCAACAGAACUACGACUCCACACUUAUCUCUCCAAUGACAGCCAGAGCGACGACAUCACUCCCAUGAAACGGAUAGACCAUGGAACAGACGAGGUGGCAACUGAAGAUACCUGUAGUCGAGUUGUCCGUGAACUCACCGAUGUUUUGCCCAAAAGCACUCUUGUACGCUUCUACCAGACCGUGCUCCCCCUCGAAGAAAUGAUGUCUGCUAUGUUGAAGAAAAGUGCAGGUGAGGAUAAGGAAACGGCAGCAGGAAGCUUGACAGAGGGAACUUGUUUGCUGGACACCAGUGCUAGGACUAAGUCUCUCAUCCUUCUGCGUCUAUCACAGUACCAGGAAGCUAUUUCCCUGCUUGAGAGAGAGAUUAAACAGCCGGAAACAGCCCAGCCAUCUCUGGGCAUGACACAUCAUCUGGGGGUCUGUCAUUACAACCUCGGCAACGCCUAUGGAGGUGACGGGGAUCAGCACAAAGCUAUGGAACAUUACCAGGAAGCUCUAGAACUGUGGAGGAAGGAUGCCCAAUCUGAAGGUGCCAAUGAACACAUAGCCAUGGCUCUGCAUGCCCUUGGACACAUUAACCACAUGUUCGACAAGUUUGAUCAGGCACUUGAAGCUUAUGGGGAAGCCCUCGAGUUAAGAAAACAGCUUUUUGGAAAAGAUGGUUCAGGUAGAGAAUUCAUUUCGCACACUCUGCAUGGCAUGGCUUCGGUACACAAGGAUGUAGGUGACUACGAUAUGGCACUGGAGCUGGAAAAGCAGGCACUAGAAUCAGCCCAGGAAAUGCAUGGCUUGCACAGAGCUCAUUCUGAAACUGCAACAUACAUGUCUGGCUUGGGAAGCAUCCACCUCGAGAUGGCAAACUUUAAAGAGGCCAGAAAAUGUUUUCAAGAGGCUUUGAGAAUGUUCAAAUCUGUUGUGGGGGAGAAUGUGGCUCACCCCCAGAUUGCUGCACAGCUGACUGCCCUUGCAAACCUAGAGAAGCAGUCUCGAUGGUCAAAUCUCGACUGUCUCUCCAAAUACUACCAGGCGCUUCAGAUAUUCCACAUUCUCUAUGGUACAGAGGGAAAGACGUAUGAGAUUGCUGGUACUCUAGACAGUAUUGCCAACUGUUUGGAUGACCUUGGUCACUUACAGGAUGCAGAGAAAUAUCACCGGGACUCACUAGACAUGUUCCUGCACAUCUAUGGAAGAAGUGCCGAGAACACAAGAGUAGCAGGGGCAUACAACAACCUGGGCAGCUCCCUUCUGGAAGCAGGAAGAAAUGAGGAGGGACUGGAGAUGAUGGAAAAGGCACUGCAGAUGAGACAAGCUGUUUUUCAAGGAAGAGAAGCCCCUGAGUUGGUCAGCUCCAUUUCCAACCUUGGAUAUGCUCACUGGAAGCUGGGCAAUACUGACAAGGCCACUCAGUACACAGAAGAAGCCAUCGCCAUGGCAACAGACCUUCACAAGGCCAGGAAACUGCACCCAAGCAUCAUUGUGCCGAUGCAGACACUUGGGGUGGUCUACAUGGACAGGAAAGAGUGGGUCCCAGCAAGGGAGCUGUUUGAGAAAGUCCUGGAAAUGGAACAAACCCUAUACAGUGGCCCUAAUCCUUUAAUGGCCAUGACACUGGCUAAUCUGGGAUCAGUCCAUGGUGAGAUGCUGGACCACAAUACAGCCCUGCAGUACCUGCAACGUGCAGAGAAGAUCUCAGAAGAUGUGUUUGGGGAGGGCACACCACAUCCACAGGUAGCCCUAAUUUGGAACAACAUGGGGAUGACCUACAAGGACAUGGGAAACAUCCCAAAGGCUUUGGAAUAUCUCACACGCUCACUUCAAAUGAGGGUGGCUAUCUACGGAGAUGACAACCCCCAUCCUGACAUCGGGGCAUCCCUGGGUAACAUGGGUAUCCUAAUGGCAAAGCUUGGGAACAUAGACAUGGCUGCCACGUGUUUUGAGAAGGCCUUGAAGAAGUUCCGUGGUAGCUAUGGCAACAGGAAUCAUCCAUCCAUUGCAGGUACUCUUGACAACCUGGGGAUCAUUUUCUAUGAGAAAGGAGACUACCACGAAAGUCUGAAGCAUCACAGGGAGGCACUUGAGAUGAAACAGGAACUGUAUGCAGGAAAGCCAAAUGUUUCCAUAGCUCUGACUAUAAACAACCUGGCAAAUACAUACAAGGCUCUCGGAGAGCAUGACACAGCCCUAGGCCUGUUCCAGCAGUCUUUGGACAUCUACGAUGGUGUGCACGGAAAAGGAACACUGCAUCCUGACAUUGCACACGGUUUGGUCGGCAUCGGAAAUCAGUACGUAAACCUGAAGAGAUGCCAGGACGGUAUCGAACUGCUGCAAAAGGCACUGGCUAUGUUAGAGGCAUUCUACGGUGCAGGCACCCCCCACCCGGAUAUAGCCACUUGUGUCAACAAUAUUGCUUUUGCACAUGACGAGCUAAAAGAGUAUGACUCUGCCGUACAAUGUUACCAAAGAGCUUUGGAAGUUUGGAGACAACUGUUUGGGAAUGAACACCCCAACGUGGCCAUGGCUUUGAAUAAUCUCGCCUCAGCGUACAGUAAGUCAGGAGACACCACACGUGCCACGGUGCAUUUUGAAGAAGCUGUAAAGAUCUAUCAGAUGUCUCCAUGUAACCCUCAAGCACACCAGGCUUUCUUCAACCUGGCAAAAGUCUGUCUUCAUCAAGGGAAUAAGAUGAAAGCCUUGGCAAACUAUGUUCAAGGCAUAAAUGCCCUGCAGUUACUACCAGGUCCUGUGUCCCUGCGCCCAGAACAGGUCACUGGACUGGAUUCUGCCGCACAGAUUUUGUUUGAUGGGAAAAGUUACAAGGAUGCUGCAGAGUACUGGGAAAAAGCCCUGGCUGCAUAUUCACAGAUGAGACAAGCUCCAAUUAAUGUGGAUGUAGGGAAGAUGCAGUUCAACUUAGCCAGGUGCUACAGUGAGCUUGGGGAUGUUGAAAAGGAGCGUUCCCUCCAUGAACAGGCCCUACAGACGCUGCUACAGCAGCAUGGGGAGAGCAGUCCUAACAUACAUGUGGGCCUGUCCCUGUUACAUACAGCCAAAGAACUACAGACAGCUGGGGACCACCAGUUAGCUCUUCUGUACCUUCAACAGGCAGCAGAAAUUUUCCAAGUGCUGUCAGAGUCGUCCCCCGAGUCUAAGACAUUUCUGGCUGCCACGUACAAGAGUAUGAGUGACACAUAUCAGUCCAUGGGAGACCAGGGGAGCACAGUGAAGUACCUGUCAGAGAUGAUGAGAACACUCCAGUCUACCAACCAGGAGGUAGAUGACUCUGUCUUUGAUGGCCUGUCACCAGAGACAAAAAGUUUACUGGAGAAGUUCCCAGCAUUGAGACCAACUCUGAAGAAAGCAGCCACUACUGUCAAGAUGCUGGGGUCCUGGCAGAGUGCUGAAGAUCUGAAUGGAGCAGCCCCUCUGAUGUGGAGUGACCUCCUGCUGCCCAGAAGAACCAUGUCUAAACCUGAACUACAGCUGUUCAGCCACUUCUUAGCUGACAUUGGAGCUGCAGAACAAUUCCACAGCCUCAUCAAGUACAUGGAGAAAUCGUACGAGGAUGUCAUCAGCGCUGAAGUACCAGUCCGGUGUCUGAUGAUGAUUGGUGGUCUGUGCACAGGUCUGGCUGACAGCAGCGCCCUCAUGUGUCACCGGCUUGUAACUGCAGGGAUGGUGGAGGUGUUGAGUGGGUGGCUGGAGAAAUUUCGAGAUCAUUAUCCACAAGACCGGAACCGUUCCAGUUUGGUGACCUCUGCCAUCCACACCAUCCAUAACUGCUGCAAGGUGCCUGAUGUCAGACCUGCUCUGAAGGAACAGAACAUAAACAAGCUGCUGGGUCCUUAUCUUAAGGUUGGAGAGGUGAGCACCAGACUGGCAGCACUCCUGGCCACCUCCUACCUGGCCGAUGAUGACACUCCUGAGGCAGACAGCGACAUCCUGGAUCACAUCAUCAGCAAACUGGAGAAGGCUCUUCAGGAAGAGUCCAGGUCAUCCGAGGGGUACUCAGCCAUGGAGCUGGUCAUGGGGAUAGGCACCCUGUGUGGGAACACAGUGAACAGAACUGCUUUCCUGGAGAGGUCAGCAGCAGCACUGGUGGAGAAACUGAUGGAGGAGGGAGAUGAAGAAGAGACAGAGGCAGCAGCAAACACCAUCUGUACACUCCUGGCUGACUGAUCGAUAAAGGAGUGAAUGAAUGUAUGAAUGACCAAAUGAAUGAAUGACCAAAUGUCAAAUGA